This is a messenger RNA of Phacochoerus africanus (Common warthog), 1961 nucleotides long. RefSeq names its product TLC domain containing 3B (gene TLCD3B). Gene Ontology annotation, biological process: ceramide biosynthetic process; lipid homeostasis. The record is from RefSeq and is a predicted model, not a curated record. The transcript is spliced from 5 exons. Lineage: Eukaryota; Metazoa; Chordata; Mammalia; Artiodactyla; Suidae. Bases 344 to 1171 code for a protein of 275 amino acids. Gene Ontology annotation, cellular component: membrane; endoplasmic reticulum. Gene Ontology annotation, molecular function: sphingosine N-acyltransferase activity.
UCCUGUACCCUCUCCCUCUGUCCUCUCACCAAGUCCUUCCCUCCUCAUCUCUCUCCCAACCCUCUGACUGGCUUUCUCGGGCUCCCUUUCUCGGAUCCCCCCCUCUCCCCAGUCUCUCCCCGUGUUCCCAGUCUCAUCUAACUCCCUUUUGCUCGCCUGUCCUUUGGUCUGACUCCCCAGCCCCAUCCCGUCCCCGCCCUGUCCCCUUUGUGCCCCUUUCUCUUUCUCUCUCUCCUUGCCUGGCCUGGCAUCCCUUCUCCACCUCUAACUCCCUUCAGCUCGGCCUCCCUGUCCCUUCGUGGCCACUCGCUCACUCGUCUCCCUGCCGGAGGCCCGAGCCACCAUGCUGACCCCCAUGGUGGCUGGGGGGGUGGUGUUCCCCGGACUCUUCCUCCUCUCCAAGAACACGCUCCAGCGGCUGCCCCAGCUGCGCUGGGAGGAGGCCGACGCGGUCAUUGUCUCCGCCAGGCUCGUGUCCUCCGUCCAAGCCGUCAUGGCCUCCACAGCUGGCUACAUCGUUUCCACCUCCUGCAAGCACAUCAUUGAUGACCAACACUGGCUUUCCUCUGCUUAUACGCAAUUUGCUGUGCCCUACUUCAUCUAUGACAUCUAUGCCAUGUUCCUCUGUCACUGGCACAAGCACCAGGUCAAGGGGCAUGGAGGGGACGAAGGGAGGCCCAGAGCCCCGGGGAGCAUCUGGGCCGUGGCGCGAGGCUACCUGCACAAGGAGUUCCUCAUGGUGCUCCACCACGCCGUCAUGGUGCUCGUGUGCUUCCCGCUGUCGGUGGUGUGGCGUCAAGGCAAAGGAGAUUUCUUUCUAGGCUGCUUGCUGAUGGCAGAGGUCAGCACCCCCUUUGUCUGCCUUGGCAAGAUCCUCAUCCAGUACAAGCAGCAGCACACGCUGCUGCACAAGGUGAACGGGGCCCUGAUGCUGCUCAGCUUCCUCUGCUGCCGGGUGCUGCUCUUCCCCUACCUGUACUGGGCCUACGGGCGGCACGCGGGCCUGCCCCUACUCGCCGUGCCGCUCGCCAUCCCGGCCCACGUCAACCUGGGCGCCGCGCUGCUGCUCGCCCCGCAGCUCUACUGGUUCUUCCUCAUCUGCCGCGGGGCCUGCCGCCUCUUCCGGCCCCGGGGCUCCCGGCCGCCCUCUCCCUGUCAGACCCAGGACUGAGGGUGGGGCCAGGGGACCCUCCCCACCCCACUCCCACCCGGUGGGGCCAGGGCUCUGGGACAGCUGGGUGGGGGUGGGAACCAGGGGCCUCCUGCCCUGACAGCCCCCCGGAACGGACAGAUGGACUCGGAAGGGAUGGGGACUUUUCCCCUCAGGGGCCGAGGGCAGGGACUCGGUGAGAUGGAAGGCCUGGAGAGGGGACCGCUUCCCACAGUGCCUCAGCUGAGGGCAGACCCGCUCCUGCAAACCCCUUUCUCCAUCACCUCCCUGGGGCCCUGGAGAAGCGAAGGAAGAGGAAAAGUCACACCUCUUCGGGCUUGAGGCUGGGGAGACUGAGGGGACCAGGACUCAAAGAAUCAUGGGGGAGGCCCUGCUGCCAAGGCCAUCCCAGCCCCCCUGCUGCAAACUCCUCUCAGCUCCCUGUCAUCUAGGAGGUGUGGGGGGGACACCCUAUCUAAAGCCUGUGGCUGUCCCCACAGCUCCUCUCCAGGGGAGGCCAGCCUGAGGAAUCUUAUUUAUUUUAUUUAUUCAUCCAAAUUCAAACUCAUUUGUAGGGGUGGGGGAGGGAGGUGGCUGCUACCGCCCCCCCAGCCUUCCCAGUGCUGAGCAACCCUGCGGGCAGGCGGGAGGGGUGCCUGGUCCCUUCCCCGGUUUAGGCUGCACAUCUUGCCCUUGGGCCCUGGCAUGUCCCUGGUGCUACAGACCUCUCUAGGCUUCCUCCAUUCUGGGGUCGGGGGACCCUGAGAGGUGCUUUACAGACCGCUAAUAAAGUCGAUCCACGUGAACGCCA